Molecule: messenger RNA, 609 nt
Organism: Musca vetustissima
Lineage: Eukaryota; Metazoa; Arthropoda; Insecta; Diptera; Muscidae
Product: coactosin-like protein
Exons: 4
Coding region: 53-556 (167 amino acids)
Biological process (GO): regulation of actin filament polymerization
Cellular component (GO): site of polarized growth; plasma membrane; cortical actin cytoskeleton
Molecular function (GO): actin filament binding
Source: RefSeq, a predicted model, not a curated record
UCGAAACCAAAUCCCCCCAACUACAACAACAUCAAAAAUAACCAAAACCAAGAUGUCAGACGGUAUUGAAGUUGAGCAAAUGCCUGAAAUUGUUGAAACCAGCAAACCAAGAAGGAUGCCCAUGGCUACAUCAUUGGAUAAGGAUGCCAUACGUGAAGCAUAUGAAGAUGUGCGUUCAGAUCUCACAGACACAGAAUGGGCCGUUUUUAAAUUCGAUGGUCCCAGAAUAACCUGCUCCGUGCGCGGUCAAUGCUUCGAAGAGUUCCGCCAACAAUUCGGUGACAACGAACGGGCAUUCGGUUAUAUUCGCAUUCAAAUGGGCGAUGAAAUGUCCAAGAGAAAAAAAUUCAUUUUCCUCACCUGGAUCGGACAGGAUGUCGGUGUCAUACAAAGGGCUAAAAUGUCAACGGAUAAGGCUAUUAUUAAAGAUGUGCUAAAUAACUUCGCUGUUGAACUGCAGGCUGGCGUUGACAAUGAAUUGGACAUUGAACUUUUCCGUGAAGCUUUAAAUCGUGCCGGCGGUGCUAAUUAUGGUACUGGUGUGCGUAACUUUUAAGUAAAUGCACACCAACAACAACAAAACACAUCCUCUUUUAUAAAAAAACAAAA